Clonostachys rhizophaga is the source of this 1512-nucleotide messenger RNA. NCBI's taxonomy places the organism in Eukaryota, Fungi, Ascomycota, Sordariomycetes, Hypocreales, Bionectriaceae. The record is from the annotation of a GenBank genome assembly.
AUGGUUCUAUGGCGGAAGAAGCCCUUUGUCUCCCCAACCGCUGUCAUAACACCAAGCAGCCCAAAAAUCGAUCUUCGGCCAGCUUCGCCGCGAGCAGCCCGUGGCUAUGCGUCAUCCCCAUCCUGCUCCAUCUAUUCGGUCUGCGGAGAUGAAGCAUGGAUCUCGCAAGAGGAUAUGGAUCAUCUCAGACAGCUAAGCGAGGUGCAUCAUCCUGCCCCUCAGAAUGGAGAUCCAUACGGCAAGGGAGUGAGGCUUCUGCCGCCUGGCUGCAAGGUUGGCCGCUUGGUCGGAGAGGGUGCUGCUAAUGCCGUCUUCGAACUUGUGCUUCCAGAUGGCUCAUAUCUCUACCACCAGACUUCUCGUCUUUUACUGCGAGUCGCCAAGGCUCCAAUUGAUGGCGAUCGCCCCCGCUUCAAUUACUUGCAGCAGUACCAGUACUAUUGUACUCACAUCAAGCCCAUUCUUGGAUCCUACAUUUUGCAUCAGGAGCUUGUGAUCCUGCGUGAUGCGAACCUCAUUGACCCCAUCAACGACUAUCUGAGAGCAAUUGAUCACCAACGAGACCUCAAGUUCAGAGGCACCUUCAUAGAGCCAUCUGAGUGGGGGUUUCUCGUAGAGGAUAUGCAACCUCAUGGUAAUAAUUGCGACCCUUCCCACCCCUUCGAAUUCUCAUAUCCGGACCUUUCACUCACUAUCUCAGACCCCGAAACCACAAUACUGGUGGAAUUUAAGCCAAAGUGGCUGUCCCAGUCCCCCAACGCCCCCAAAAAUGCCAUUCGCUGCAGGCAAUGCGCCAAGGAGCUCUACAGUUACAUAGUCGAUCCUCAAGUUGGAAAACCUGUUCCAACAAAGGCUAAACCUUGUCCACUCAUGAUUGGGAAUGAUGCGAGCAACCCUGCAUUCACCGAUUCCGUGUGUCGAAGAGUGCCCAGUACCGACAAGAGAAGGAAGCGACUCAAUAGCACCUUGGAUGUACUGAGAAAUGAGCCAGCUUUCAAAACUCUCCGGCUCGCCCAGGAAGCAAACGACCACGUUGGACCUUUGAAAGCGGACAAGAAAGAUGCACAGUUUGCUCUCGCUAUGACGCUGCGGGAUUGCACAUGCUUCGCCCAGGUCCUAACUGCGCCAACCCAGCAACAAGACUCGUUCAAACCACUCAAAAUCAGGUUUGGGGACUUCGACAUGAAGAUGCCAGAGUUCAAACUUACUUAUUGGCGAACUAUUGAGGAGCAGCUCAUCAAGGGUGGAUUCUACACUGCCGACAUGAUCUACUGCCGGGGCCAAUUCUAUCGUCCGCCAACCAAGUGUUAUCUCGAACGAGGUCGCCCGUCAAGGCCCAUGGAGGAAUUGGAGGUUAUCCAUCUCCAAGAGCCCAAUAAGAAGAAUGGAGUGGAUUCAUUACCACCUACGAUGAAAUCGAUGACGCAUUCUAUCAAUACAGACGUCGAUCUUAUGGAAAAGUGCCUUGAGCACUACAAAGUCAGAAAACCAGAAGGCUCGCAGAAGGGCUAG